Molecule: messenger RNA, 399 nt
Organism: Rotaria sordida
Lineage: Eukaryota; Metazoa; Rotifera; Eurotatoria; Philodinida; Philodinidae
Source: the annotation of a GenBank genome assembly
AUGAAUAGUAUGAAUUAUACUUAUGAUCGAUCAAAAACAUUAAUUGUACAACGUCUACAAACUAUUCAACGACAACCUCAACAAGCAUCACAAGCAUUACAAGAUUUCGGUAAUCAGCCAUUACCUCAAUGUCUAUCUGGAAUGAAUCCUCCAUUAGAUUUCACAACAUUAUCAGCAAUGGUUACAGCUGUUGUACGUAAAGCCAUUCAAAAUAGAAAAAAAAUGGAAGAACAAAUUGAAAUAUUAAAACAUCGUAUCCAUUCGAAUUUUUUACCACCAGCAUUCAAUCCUCUUGGUUAUUCACUUGAUAGAAUUGAGAAAAUGCUUAACGGAUCAAAACAAUCUUCUAGUAAUGAUAAUGAUAAUAAGCAACAAACAAUAUUAGCUCUCAUCGCUUAA